AUGUCAGACACCAAACCCGAGCUCGAGAAAGCAUCUACUGUACCGGUCGGUCAGCCUCGUGACACUCAGUCUGCAUCUUCACCUCGCCACCCGUCAUCAUCGCCGCAGCCUUCUUCCCCUACCUCCACUACCAAAUCGCUUCCAUCCAAAGCUCCCGCUCACCCAUCCGCAGAGGACACCACUUCGCGUCGAAAAAGAGAACGUGAAGGCAGUCUCGAGCCUUCCCAGCUCACCCCUUCCAAAGCCGCUGAAGCUAUCCCUGCCAAAAAGAACCGUCUCGAAGACUCUCUCCAGGAGGAGGAGGAUGACGACGUACCAAGCCACCCCGUCGAGACCGACAAGGUGGGCCAUAUACGCAAGAAGGUCGAUGAGCUCAGCACCAAAGAGCUUGAGCUCAAGUCUGCCGAGAAGACGUCCGAUGUCGCCUCUACAGCAUCUGCAGACGAGACCAAGCAAGAUUCUGCUUCCGACGCUACUCCAGCUCCCGCACCACCGACCGAAAUCAAGCCACAACCCACUGCUAGUGAUGCCCAAGACAAGAGUACGGAACCACAGUCAUCAAAAGCGUCCCAAGAUUUGCCCGCCCGCACCCAGCCAACUUUCUCCUCUUUCAGCUCCAAAUCGUCCCCCUUCAGCUCGGUCCCUUCCUCCUCAGGCUCCUCCUCUGCCACCGCUUCCAAGAGUGGUUUCUCUGCUUUCGCUGCCAGAAGCGCCUCCCCCCUCGGCGCCGCAGGUAUCAAGCCCAGCAGUCUCGGCUCCAGCAUCGGCGGCCAUCACGAUGAGAACGGUUCCGCAUCCCCCCUCUCUGGCUCCACCGUCUCGGCGCCGCCAACCUCAAAACCAAUCGUAAAAGGAUCCUCCUUCGGUUUUGGUGCCUUCGCUGGCGCAAGUCCGUUGGCAAAGUCAAAAGCCUCUUCCCCCGCCACAUCUGAAAAGCAAACCGAAACGCCACCGCCUACUGACGACAAGGCCAGCUUCACGCAGAAGCUCCUCAGCCAGAACGACGACGCUUCUGCUGCCUCCGAGACGAAGACCAAGCCAUUGCUUGAGGCCACUGAGACUGAAACAAAAACCGGCGAAGAAGACGAGGAGAGCAUCCACAGCAUCCGCGCAAAGCUGUAUACCAUGGCCCCAGACCAAUCGUGGAAGGAGCGCGGUACCGGAACUCUCCGUGUCAAUGUACCCAAGUACUCGUCCGACAAACGCCCCGCUCGUCUCGUCAUGAGAGCCGACGGCAUUCUCAGAGUCAUCCUCAAUGUGCCCCUCUUCAAGGGUAUGAAGUGCGAGCUUCAAGAGAAAUUCAUCCGCAUCGUCGCUCUGGAAGACACCAAGCCCGUUCAUUACGCCAUAAAGCUUAGCAACCCAAACAACGCAGCAGCUCUUAUGGACGUCCUCGAUGAAUUUGUUGUCUCGGCAGAUCAAUCUUCCCAAGCGUAA
Molecule: messenger RNA, 1437 nt
Organism: Sporisorium graminicola
Lineage: Eukaryota; Fungi; Basidiomycota; Ustilaginomycetes; Ustilaginales; Ustilaginaceae
Exons: 3
Coding region: 1-1437 (478 amino acids)
Biological process (GO): intracellular transport
Cellular component (GO): nuclear pore; cytoplasm
Molecular function (GO): GTPase activator activity
Source: RefSeq, a predicted model, not a curated record